Merops nubicus (carmine bee-eater) is the source of this 1047-nucleotide messenger RNA. Its product is annotated as striatin-interacting protein 2-like. NCBI's taxonomy places the organism in Eukaryota, Metazoa, Chordata, Aves, Coraciiformes, Meropidae. Gene Ontology annotation, cellular component: cytosol. The annotation marks the transcript as partial. The transcript has 11 exons. Gene Ontology annotation, biological process: cytoskeleton organization. The record is from RefSeq and is a predicted model, not a curated record.
CCCCUGGUGAAGCAGGACAGCUUGGACAUCUACAACGAGAGAGACCCCUUCAAGAACGAUGACGGAGGAGUGGAGGACGAGGAGAGCGACGACGUGGACAGUGGAAUGGAGGGGGAGCUGGACCUGGUGGAGAGGGAUGCCAUCCUCCCUGCCAUGCCUGCCCAGCGCCCCCUCCUCGAGAGGGUGGCGUUCCCCAAAGGGCUCCCCUGGGCCCCCAAAGUCAGACAGAAGGACAUCGAGCAGUUCCUGGAGGCCAGCAGGAACAAGUUCAUCGGCUUCACGCUGGGACAGGACACUGAGACGCUGAUUGGGCUUCCACGGCCCAUCCAUGAGAGUGUGAAGACCCUGAAGCAGCACAAGUACGUUUCCAUCUCUGACAUCCAGAUCAAGAACGAGGAGGAGCUGGAGAAGUGCCCCAUGUCUCUGGGGGAAGAGGAAGUCCAAGAAACGCCUUGUGAGGUCCUGUACAGAGCCAUGUUGUACAAUCUCCCCCAGUACAUGAUCGCUUUGCUGAAGAUCCUCCUGGCUGCAGCACCCACCUCCAAAGCCAAGACCGACUCCAUCAACAUCCUGGCAGAUGUGCUGCCUGAGGAGAUGCCCGUCACCGUCCUUCAGAGCAUGAAGCUGGGGAUUGAUGUGAACAGGCACAAGGAGAUCAUUGUGAAGAGCAUCUCGGCUUCGCUGCUGCUGCUCCUCAAGCACUUCAAGCUGAACCACAUCUACCAGUUUGAGUACGUGUCCCAGCAUUUGGUGUUUGCCAACUGCAUCCCCCUCAUCCUGAAGUUCUUCAACCAAAACAUCAUGUCUUAUAUCACUGCCAAAAACAGCAUCUCCUCCCUGGACUACCCGCGCUGCACCGUCUGCGACCUGCCCGAGCUCACUGCAGAGAGCCUGGAAGCAGGGGACAACAACCAGUUCUGCUGGAGGAAUUUGUUCUCCUGCAUCAACUUGCUGAGGAUCCUCAACAAGCUGACCAAGUGGAAGCACUCCAGGACGAUGAUGCUGGUGGUGUUCAAGUCGGCGCCCAUCCUGAAGCGGGCGCUGAAG